AUGAAAUACAACACUCUUUGUUUUUACCCCCUUCCAAGCCAAACUAUGGAUGAUUCCAGAAAGCGAAAGUUGAAUGAUACAGCAGACAGUGACGAUGGUGAUCAAGCCCAUAUGAAGAAAUCUGGCGGAAAGCGAAAAAUAAUCGGACCAGCUUUACCCUCCGAGCAUGCUUCGUGGGAACAAAAGAUAAGCCAUGAUGACGAUUCUGACGACAGUGAUGAUGAUAUUGGACCGGUUUUACCUCCUGCUGGUACCGAGCACACUCGGUUUGAUAAUAAAGCUGAUGAUGCUGGUUCUGAGUCUUUGGAGGUGUCAUUUGAGGAAAAUCACCAUAUGAACAGCCGUCAGCGGGACGAAUGGAUGCUGCAGCCCCCAGAGGAAUCAGAUUGGACAUCUAGAGUUGACCCAACUAAGCUUCGAAAUCGAAAAUUUCAAACAGGGAGAUCGACCAGAGGUCCACCCGUAGCAAAUCGCGUGGAUUCGUCUUGGACAGAGAAUCCGGAACAAAAGAUGGAGCGCAUAAGAGAUGAAAUAAUGGGCGUCAAGGCUUCUUUGCCAGUGAAGGAUGGAAGCAGCCACACAGAGCCAUCCCGAAUUUCUGAUACAACCCAUGAGAGGAUACAGAAAUACAAUGAGGCAACAAGGAAGGACGUGGCACAGCAAUCAGGACUCAGAUCGAGCGACAAUGGGGAUGACCCAGGCAUGCGCCCCUUCGAUAGGGAGAAAGAUAUGGCUACUUCCUCGAGCAUUUCUAAUGCUCAACGCAGAGAGUUGCUCAAUAAAGCUGCGGAUUUCGGGUCUCGUUUUACUGGAGGGAGAUUACUUUGA
This is a messenger RNA of Aspergillus chevalieri, 828 nucleotides long. RefSeq names its product GPALPP motifs-containing protein 1. The transcript is spliced from 2 exons. The record is from RefSeq and is a predicted model, not a curated record. Bases 1 to 828 code for a protein of 275 amino acids. Lineage: Eukaryota; Fungi; Ascomycota; Eurotiomycetes; Eurotiales; Aspergillaceae.